CAAAUUAAUCCAAGAUGGCGCUGAAAGAGGCAGUCUCAGCUAAAAUCCUCACGGAUGUCAUCCGUGCAUGUAAAAAGAAGGAAGACUGGAAGGUGUUGGUGGUGGACCAGCUGAGUAUGCGGAUGGUUUCAUCAUGCUGUAAGAUGCAUGAAAUUAUGUCUGAGGGAAUCACGCUGGUCGAGGACAUCCAAAAACGACGAGAACCACUGCCUUUAUUAGAAUGCAUCUAUUUGUUAUCGCCAACAGAGAAGUCUGUUCGAGCACUGAUGGGCGACUUCACUGGCAUGACGAGGAUGUACAGAGCAGCACACAUCUUCUUCACUGAAGCUUGCCCAGAUGAGUUGUUCAAUGAGUUGUGUAAGUCACAGGUAUCAAGAUACAUCAAGACCCUCAAGGAGAUUAACAUUGCAUUCCUACCAUAUGAAAGUCAGGUUUUUUCCCUUGACUCAAUCGAUACGUUCCAAUUUUACUACAACCACCAACGGCAACCUGGUCGUCUGCAGCACCUGGAGAGAAUUGCUGAGCAGAUUGCAACACUCUGUGCCACUCUUGGAGAGUACCCAUCCAUCAGAUAUAGAGCGGCUUUCAACCAGAACUUUGAGUUUGCACAACUUGUGCAGCAGAAGCUUGAUGCAUACAAGGCUGAUGAUGCAACUAUGGGUGAGGGCCACCAGAAAGAUCGUUCCCAGCUUGUCAUCCUGGAUCGUGGCUAUGACCCUGUCUCCCCUCUCCUCCAUGAGCUGACAUUCCAAGCCAUGGCCUAUGACCUACUGCCCAUUGAUAAUGACGUUUACCGAUAUGAGAACACACAAGGAGGCGCUGAAGUACAAGACAAAGAAGUUCUGCUGGAUGAGAAUGAUGACUUGUGGGAGGACUUGCGGCACCAGCACAUUGCAAUUGUGUCACAAAACGUGACCAAGAAACUCAAAAAGUUUGCUAUGGAGAAGCGUAUGGGUGGCACAGACAAGACAUCGAUGCGAGACCUUUCUCAAAUGCUGAAGAAGAUGCCUCAGUAUCAGAAAGAGCUAAGUCGCUACUCAACGCACUUCCAUCUUGCUGAGGACUGUAUGAAACAGUACCAGGGACACGUGGAUAAGCUGUGUCGUGUUGAGCAGGAUUUGGCGAUGGGUACGGAUGCCGAUGGUGAGAAGAUCAAAGACCACAUGAGGAAUAUUGUACCAAUCCUCCUGGAUGCCAGUGUAUCUGCUUACGAUAAGAUCCGGAUUAUACUACUCUACAUCAUUCACAAAGGAGGCAUCACUGAAGAGAAUCUUGCCAAGCUAAUCCAGCAUGCCCAGAUCCCAGAUGACGUUCAGCCAAUCAUCACGGCCAUGCAAAACCUUGGAGUGCCCAUCAUUCAGGAUGUAAGUAGAUCGGUGAAAGGAGUGCCCCUUAAUCUUGAAAGUAUGGACACAGACUUGUUUCAAGUUCCCGGCAUGACAGGUGUAGUAUAUGAGUACACCUGUCCUGAUAAGCAAACGGGCGGGCGGCGUCGGGCUCAGCAGCCGUACCAGGUUCAGCAUAGAAAGGAGCGUGUCCUUGAGCAUGCCUAUCAGAUGUCCAGGUGGACACCUUACGUAAAGGAUAUCAUUGAGGAUGCUGUUGAUGAGAAGCUCGAUGCAAAACAGUUCCCAUUCCUACCAGGAGGCACCAGGCCCAUGAUCAGACCAGCACCAGCAUUCAGUGCACGUUAUGGUCAUUGGCACAAGGACAAGAGCCAGGGCGCCAACUACAAGGCUGGGCCGAGGUUGAUUGUGUUCAUUGUGGGUGGUGUGUCCUACUCGGAGAUGAGGUGUGCAUACGAGGUCACGCAGUCAGUCAAGAACUGGGAAGUACUGAUUGGUUCAUCAACCGUUCUUACCCCAGAAUCGCUACUCUCACAGCUACGUGAUCUAAACUCGUUGUAAACGGAUGCCGGACUGAGGUCAUGUUGGAGAACGAAUCGUGCAAUAUACGCCCGAGCUUGACAGGAAUGAUGCCUAUUGUCGCUCAUUAAACUGCACCAAACCUGAAGUCAGGUUCCAGUUAGAAACAGAGUUACAUACAUUUUAGACACGGGAGAGCAUUUGACGUUGGGCUUUUGUUAAUGGGCCACACGGCAUCAUUAAAAACCCUUGGGCAUCAACAGAUCUAUGUCACAUAUAUGGCAUGGGUUUUUACAACAGAUUUUGCCUUCUUUAAGUUAUUAACCACAGUGCAGAUGUCCUGAGUUCCGUGGGAUUUUUAUGUCCAUAAAUGCAUUUGUUCUUGUGUAUCCCAAGUAGUGUUUGUGCUUUCAUGACUUGCUGUCGUAAAAGGACCAAAAAACAGGUCUUGUGACUUUUGCACUGACUGUAAAUCAGUGUUUCAGCUUAGCUUAUGAAAAGGUUUUAUCUUUAGCACUGGAGCUUCGGGUAUUGCAUACUUUUGCAGCAUCAAUCAGACACCUUUUCAAUACCCAUCUGUGUGACAGCCAGUUGAUUUAAAUGCUUUUGUUUAUUUGUUAUAUUUGACCAUAUAGUAUAUAGUGAGUGUUUUAUGAGACAUGCUCUAUGAUAGACUGCAAAGAUUGAAUGAAAUGUAAGUUCUGUAGUAAGUUAAGGUAAUAGGUUAGUUUCUUGUGCCAAAUACUCCAGUUAUAUGAUUAUAAUGAAUAACAUGUAUGAUAUUAUGUUCGGUCAGAUAGUUGAAGGUAAUGUAAUGUAGUGUCACAAUUAUCAUUGCAUUGACUUUUGCAAAACCAAGUUUGUCCAACUGGUGCAUGGUGACACUGUCUUAGUUUCACGUAACAUAUCUCUUACAUAUUCAUUAGUAAUCCACCAGUAAUAAUGUGGAACAGUUUCAUUGUUUAGGUGUGCUUCAAGAUUUUCUUCAUGUUUUCUCAAACUUGGUCAAAUGCCAGUCAAGGCUCUCCUUGUCCUUUGACAAUAUUAUUAUGCAAUUCAAUGUUGUGAUUACUACGAAGUACUUUCACUCUUGAGGCAAGUUCAUCCAUUUAAGUUUUAUUGUCAUAUGGGGUGACUUUGAGCAAUAGGGUAACUUUGAACACCCCCUCCCCCCCUGAAAGCAAUGAUGUGAUGAGAAACAUCAGCCUGGUGUUUAAAGUUACCCUGUUGUUCAAAGUCACCCAUGUGACUGUGAUAUGAUUUACAAAUGCAAGCAUUAGCUCUGCCAAGCAUUAUCUUCUUUUGUAAAAAUAACGCGAGGACUUAACGCCAAUGAUAAGUUAAUUUGGAGCAUGUUACCUCAAGUGUGAAAGGAUUGAACUUUUAACAAUUCAAUGUUGUGAUUACUACGAAGUACUUUCACUCUUGAGGCAAGUUCAUCCAUUUAAGUUUUAUUGUCAUAUGGGGUGACUUUGAGCAAUAGGGUAACUUUGAACACCCCCUCCCCCCCUGAAAGCAAUGAUGUGAUGAGAAACACCAAGCAUUAUCUUCUUUUGUAAAAAUAACGCGAGGACUUAACGCCAAUGAUAAGUUAAUUUGGAGCACGUUACCUCAAGUGUGAAAGGAUUGAACUUUUAACAAUUGUUGUGAUAUGAUUUGCAUAUUGUAUUUUGUGUGAUGCACAUUGCACAUUGUUAAAUAUCGUUGGAGGUUAAUCAUAACUCAGAGAAUUAGCAGUCUAUUCUUGCUCUACUUCAUGCAUUUUAGAACAUAAGAGAUUAGUUUGGAAAUAUUGAGAGGUCAUUAUUAUGAUCAUAUGAUGAUUGCUGAUCAGAUUCAAGCAAAUUUAGUUUAGGCUGUGUACUUAAAAUACUGUAAGUUUGAGAACAGGGUGUCAUUUCUUGUCCAGAGCGAGGUGAUAAUAGGACCAGGUAUGUGAAUAUCAAACUAAAAAUGAGUAGUUCCUUAAUGAAAAUGAUUUAUUCUAGUCAUAGCCCACAUGUGCUGUCUCAAAACUAUCAGGCAUGACUGAUCUAUAGUUUGCUCCAAGAUGUUGAGAAAUGUUGCAUAUCAGUCUCAUUUCUUUUGGAUUUCAUUAAACCUACAGUACCUCACAUGGUCAAUAGCAAGAUACAACAAUAGUUCAGCAGACAGUCUAAGUUUUAUCGUGAUUAGUGAUGAAACAUUGCAUGAACGAAUGUCUGUGUAUCAUCAUUUUCUGUCUCCGAGUACAAUACUGAAAAGAGAGAGGGUCUGGUUAUGGAAGAGUCAUGAUUCACCGGAGAUUGUUAAGUCACUCAAUUUGAAAAUUGUAUAUUGUAUGUAGGAAGCACUUUUUCCCUUCUACAAAAUAUCAAAACGCUUUGACUGUAUAUAAAAAUUGAUGUCAGUGUUGUGUAAGGAGAACUCUUGAAAAAGAUUUCUCACUGCACCUGUAUCUUCAUGUACAAGACAUUAUGUCCCACCAUAGGCUACAGACACACAUAUUGUGGUUACUUUGCUGUGAUGCAAUGAUAGUUAGGGGCAGACAUGGUAGGCCUGGCAUCGAGGCUUUAUCAUGUAUCCUAAGUCUAUUCCAACUUUGCUAUUAACCUAAUUACCUACAUCUACCUGUACAAAUGAAGACAAUCCAUACUGAACAUACAAAAAUUUAAGAAAUCUGAAUAUGAAUCUGAAUAUGAAAAGAAUUAUUCCAGUGAAACUAGGCCUAUCACGUCUGCCCAGGUUUCAUCAUAUUUUGUACAUUUUCAAUAUGUAAUUGAACUACGCUGUAAAUUUUCCUCUUGUAAAUGUUAGUUGUAAUUAAUGUAUAUUGCGUUAUCAGAAAUAAACUCACGUGCAUAUCGCUGUUGAAAAA
This is a messenger RNA of Lineus longissimus, 4722 nucleotides long. Its product is annotated as syntaxin-binding protein 1-like. Bases 15 to 1907 code for a protein of 630 amino acids. Gene Ontology annotation, biological process: neurotransmitter secretion; intracellular protein transport; vesicle-mediated transport. The transcript is spliced from 18 exons. Gene Ontology annotation, molecular function: syntaxin binding. The record is from RefSeq and is a predicted model, not a curated record. NCBI's taxonomy places the organism in Eukaryota, Metazoa, Nemertea, Pilidiophora, Heteronemertea, Lineidae. Gene Ontology annotation, cellular component: plasma membrane; secretory granule.